UUCUACCAGAAGUCACAGAGGAGAGAUUUUUGCAAGGUAGCUUUCGAAAUUAUAUUAAAUUAAAAGAAAAUUAAGUUAAAAUCGGGGCUCUCUCCAUGGUCCGUCGUCCGAGGGUUAAUUAAAAGUGCAAUUAUUAUUUUUCUGACUUUUACCGCAAUGCAACGAACGAAUUAAAGAAAGGAAAAAUCUAUAAAAGUUUGAACAAAUAUUCGUUAUUGAAGAUCACAUUUUCAUCGUUGACUCUGGGUUAGUUUCCAACAGCGGCGUAGUUGGCUGAUUGAAAGCUUUUCGCUCGGAUAUUUUCCGCCGCGGUCGAAGACAAACGAAGGAAAAAAAGAGAUGAGCGGAAUCGGAGCCAUCAGCGAUUGUUCAAUUAUGGAAGACGUUUCCGAGGACAGUGUGCGGGCUGGGAACAACAUCGAUCGGUCGAGCCUGGAUUCGAUGAUCGAGAUUCUAACAUGAGGCGCGAUAGAACGAGCGCCGCGUCUACCGGAAAUCGACCAACCACUUCCGAAGAAAGGCAACGUUAUGCUGAACGUCGUGGCGCCUGGAAAGCUUGUUCUAACCUUGCAAUCGAUCCCACCAUUCGUCGUCGAGAGUGUUUUCGCUUUGGCUUUGGCUGUGUUGCUAGCCACACCUUUGAUCCUCCACCUUCAACAUUUCCUAGACGAUUCGAUGAAAUCGCGCGCGGGUAUCACCCCGGCACAUCGAGGCAUCCAAGAAAAGGAACGAAGUCAGCCCGUUGUAACGCAUUACCCCGCAUCGGUGUUCGUCGAUUCCGCUUCGAGUUCGAGCGUGAACCUGCUGGAAUCCGCUCGCAAAACGAUCUCGACGCCGAUCCUUCAAGCGAGCGGCGACAACGUGGAUGCACGUAGAGAGAAGAGAACGCAGCUAGACUUCCAGGAAGACGAAGGUGCAACGAAAAGGAAGGAGGUACCUCUAAAACAAUCGUCCUCGUACGUCGCCACCAAUUCCGAGCUACCGAUCAUCGACAUAUCAGCGUUCGAUUACGAUGCUUACCGUUACAAGCUCAUAGAAGCCGCCCUGAAGAAGCAGUACGAUGACUACCAGCCACCGGGCGACGUGGUCCUCAACUCGAUUCAUCUGAACGACGACGAUUCUUCGAUCGCUUUACGAUUGAACGAUCGUUAUCAUCACAGUCUGUUCGAUUUCGUCGAGGAGUAUUACGAUGCUACCCAGGGGAUGAGCAAGAGGGAAACGGAGUACAUGCAUCCGUUGGAUCAUUUCCUUGCGAAGGGCACACAGAAACCGGAAACCGUGGAGAAGGAGACGGAAACGCGACGGAUCGAGGUAGCCGAUGCUUUUGGCCAAGAUGAGAAGCCGAGGAUAUCAUUUAACGACGAUACCAACGAAUCGAUGAAGAGAGAAUCGAUCGUGAAAAAGAGUGUAAGAUCAUCGAACCCGAGGCCGUCCAGUACGGGCGCUGAUUCCACAUCCUCGAAGAGGUCCACGUCCGCGCGAUCGUCCGCGAAGAAAAGCGCGACGAAAUCCUCGAGAACGGCGUCGAGCACAGAUUCAGCCAGCUCGAAAACGCGGAAACGCGAGGACAGAGGAGAAACAUUCUCCUCGGUGGACGGAGGCGAGAGAGAAUCCAUCAAUUGCACGACCAUCAGUUCCAUCGAUUCCGAGAGUGUUCGAAGCGAGUCGAGCAAGCUUCGAGAUGAUCAUUCUUAUCAUUCUCGGGAUUCUUUGCUCGCCUCGAAACGUCUUAAUUCCGACAAGCCUCAAAUUCUGCCCUGGAUCAGCGGAAACCCGCAAAUAUCCUUCAAUAAAAAAUAUGGACAGACGAAUAAGACUUUGAAAUCCAAAAAAAGUCCAACCAUCAGAAGAUCAAUUUCGAGCAAACAGUCUGUACAAGAAAAUUCAGAGUCCUCGUCUCACAUUUCCACCGAGCCCUCUUCGAUCGGUAGAACUUCCUGUAGGAACGAUUCCAGGUUGAGAAACAAUCAACCCGUCAAGUUGGAAGCGAUCAGAAGCGAGACGGAAGAAUUUUUGAAGGACUCCUACUCGAUGAACGAUGAAUCGGGAAGAGCUUGUUCGUCAACCAAGUUCUUCGACAAAUCUGAAUCUUCAAAGAUACCCGAAUCCAUCGAUUCUCCUGUGAAAACCGUUCAACAUCCUUCCGGAGAACGGAAUCUUUCGAAAGAGGAUCAGCAGUGUUCGAGCAAGUCCUUGAAGAGUCCGUCUGAAAAAUCUUCGAAACUCUACAGAAAACCGAGGUCGAAGACGGUCAGUCCUGCGAAAGCAAGUCCUAGAUUAAAGGAGCAGCUGGAAAACGCGUCGGUGGAUGGAAACGCGAAGAAAAUGGCGCCGGAAAGCAGCGGAAGCUUCGGAAAAUCGUAUUCUAGUUCCUUCGGGAAGAAAAAUCCGCUGGAAUCGAUGGAGAAUAAAGAAGAGAAGAUAACGGGCGUUCGGGAAGUUCCGAAGUUCAAAAACUUGGGUUCCGCUACGACCACGAAGAGUAAUUUCUCGGGGAACAAGAUGGCUGCCGAGUGGAGGAGCUCGCAGCAGAAAACAAUUGAUUCCAAAGCGAACACUGCGAAAGUCAGCUCCAGCAAGUCGGCAUCGAGUGACAGAAAGAUUCUGAAGAGUGGAAACAGAGAAAGGAGUAGGAUAAAUAGGUUAGGUUUGAAGGAGAGUGGUCCGGAUGGAUUGAAACUACCCCGUCGUGACUCGAAGGCUGGUAUUGCCAUGCAGGUCGGUUUGAAGAAAUAUAUAAAAAAGAUGAAGAGAGUACUUUCGGAUCGUGAUAACUCUAAUAUCGGGGAAUUGGCUUCUUUGAGUUUGACGGACGCCAUUCUGCCAGACUUGCAGUCGACUCUGUCGACCGUGGAGGUCCAACAAGUGCAGAAUUUACUUACCAUGGUGGAGAAAAAGUCUGAAUUAAUUUCUUCUAGAUAAAUUUCAACGCAUAUGUCGUAAGCAUUGUUUCGUGAAAUUUCUUUUUAUCAAACGAGUUGUCUCUGGGCUGAAAGUGGUGAAAGGAUUUGAAAUUGCGAUACCUAUUUUGUUUAACAAUUAUUUUUAGGGUGUUGCAAAAUAAAUUAGAAAAAUGGAAUGACAAGUUUUGAUUCCUUUAUUAAAAAUUGUUUCCAUUCUAUAAAUUUUAUAAUAGAAAUGAUUGUUAAAUGAGAAAGAUUGAAAAACUUCGAAUCCUUUCCUGUCUUUUGGCUCUGUCUAAUUUGACACUGAAGUAGCAAGGGUGUUUGAUAAAGUUAAGGAUGAAAGUUCGUCCAAGUUUUGUUGUUAAAUUGAAUUUCCAGAGACGUUCACUUUGAUUGCGAUUUAUUAAAUUUCUGCGUCUCUGUUCGUCACGGUAAGCAUCAUGAUCGUAAGAUUUAAACGUCUGCUUGAGAAGUUCGGGUAAAAAGAGAGGAGGGGUUGAACAGAUAAUGCACCUGUUACCGAUUUAAUUAAGUCACUCGGAGAGCUACCUUAUUUACUGUGAUCAUCCUAUCUCGUUAUAACUUCAUAGUUUUCUGUGAUAUAUCUAUUUUAUAAAAGAAUAUUAUUUUAUACCUACAUUAAAGUAACAAGAUUUUUAUA
This is a messenger RNA of Osmia lignaria (orchard mason bee), 3567 nucleotides long. RefSeq lists its product as uncharacterized. NCBI's taxonomy places the organism in Eukaryota, Metazoa, Arthropoda, Insecta, Hymenoptera, Megachilidae. The record is from RefSeq and is a predicted model, not a curated record.